Messenger RNA from Cydia splendana, 3755 nucleotides. It is a transcript of the gene Hsl, whose product is annotated as hormone-sensitive lipase. The transcript has 16 exons. The coding region runs from base 192 to 2684 and encodes 830 amino acids. Gene Ontology annotation, biological process: triglyceride catabolic process; cholesterol metabolic process. Gene Ontology annotation, molecular function: triacylglycerol lipase activity; sterol ester esterase activity. Gene Ontology annotation, cellular component: cytosol. Lineage: Eukaryota; Metazoa; Arthropoda; Insecta; Lepidoptera; Tortricidae. The record is from RefSeq and is a predicted model, not a curated record.
CCUUGACUCGUUCGUCGUUCGCUCGUGCCAUAAUUGACGUAAGAGAGCACUGCGAAAAGGCGAAGUAUUCGCAAUUUCGUCAAUUAACUCCAUUACCAAUAAUGAACAGCUGUAUAACCAAUAAAAUUGGUUGACAGAAGCUCAACAAAAUUGUUACACAAUGGCAGUAACCUCACAUCGCGGCGGAUUCUAUGAAACUGAAGUUGUUUAGUCACGGGGCGCGCGGGAUCGGUUACGGCUUGGUGAAGUAUUCGAAAUACUCGAAGAUGUCGUUUACGGAGUCUCCGGCAAAAGCGGCGUUGUGCUGCGAGGAGACGGCGGACGGGGCUCCACCGUCGUACGCGAUGUACGAGGCGUUGAAGGACUCGUGCCAGAACAACGCGACGUUCUUCCAGCCGGACGACAGUGAGAACGGCCAGCGGUUGUACCAGGGGUUCAUGACGCUCAUAGAUCACAUAGAUACUGUUUGGCCGUUGGUGGAUCAUGUGCGCAAGGUAGCGCCGCAGUACGAUUUCGACGCGACAUCCCCCGGCAACGGUUACCGAAGUUUCGUCUCCGUAGUGGACUCCUGCGUAUUGCACGGCUUGAAGCUGAGUCGGCAAGUUUGCACAGGCAGGGACGCCUUGCUGUUCCGGAAAGGGUAUUUCGUUAGGGAAAUAGAAUCGUGCGGGCAACUCCUCGCUUCGCUCGGCACGUGCCUGCACCACGUGCACACGCUGCUGUCGUGGGCGCCGCCCGGGGACCUGUUCCCGUCCGAGGCGCGCUCGCCCGAGGAGCUGUUCUCGCAAGCCGACACCAUCAACCAGUACUGCUUCUACGGACGGUGUUUGGGGUUCCAGUUCCUACCGUCAAUGCGCGGCAUCCUAAAAGGCAUAUCGAUCUGCAUGGCGGGCUUCUCGGAGGCGUACUACAGCCACGGCAACCUGAUCAGCUCGGUGUGGACGGGCGGGCAGUACCUGAUCGACCCGGAGAUGCGGGCGCGCCGGAUUGUCAACAUAUCGCAGUCGGCCAGCGUCGAGUUCUGCAAGGCCUUCUGGUUCCUGGCUGAGAGCGAAAUAAUGAAACGCGUGCCCAGCCUAAUGUCCUCAACGGUCGCCGUCAACAAAGUGAUCACCAUCCCGCCUGAACCGGUGACGGUGACCACAACAGAAGGGAAAGAGCUGACCGUCCUGCCGCCCACCGUGCAUCUAGGUCUUCAGAGCCUUAACGUUAGGCUUAUUAGUGUUAAUAAGAGAAUUGGCAUGAACGGCGAAGCCAGCUCCUCCCUCCCGGCCGCCGAGGGCGUCCUGUUCCACUGCCACGGCGGCGGCUUCGUGGCGCAGAGCUCCAAGUCCCACGAGAUGUACCUGCGAGAGUGGGCCGCCAAGCUCAAUGUGCCCAUCCUCUCCGUGGACUAUAGUCUAGCUCCGCAGGCGCCGUUCCCGAGGGCCUUGGAGGAGGUUUACUACGCUUACUGUUGGAUGCUGAAUAAUUUUAGCACUAUUGGCACUACCGGUAAAAGAAUAGUCUUCGCCGGCGACUCGGCAGGCGCGAAUCUCCUAGCCAGCUGCACACUGAAGAUCCUAUCCAGUGGUCUGAGAAGUCCAGAAGGACUGUUCCUGGCAUACGCUCCGCUAUUAGUGAGCUUCACACCGAGUCCCGCCCGUCUGUUAUGUCUUAUGGAUCCGCUACUGCCGUUUGGAUUUAUGAUGAGGUGCCUUAAAGCGUACGCGUGUCCAAACCCAAGUGGCAAUACAGGUUGCGGCCACAAAAACUGCAACUGUGCCAAACCUGGUCACUCGACCUCUAACGCCACCACGCCUCUAGACAGCAACGGCUUUCUCAAAGUCAGCCCUUCACAAGAAGGCAUAAGCGAGGGUCCGUCAUCAUUCGAGGAGGUGUCACCGUCGGACCUGGCGGAGCUUCAAGCGCAUAAGUCCGGCAGCGAGCGGCGACAGUCUUCCGACACCACCAUUAGCGCCGCUUCGUUACAAAGCGAACACACCGCCACUGGUUUUUCGCCGCCCGAAGACAAGUCGCAACAAGUAGUAUCGGACUUCUUAGAGCGCUACGUGUUGGAUAGCGACACGGACUCCGAGGGCCGCCGCAUACCCGUCAUCAAGCCCAACACUGGCCAAGAAGAGAACAGUCACAGAGAAGUCGAGUCGGAAAACUCCAGCACACUGGUUGGUGAACUGCCUCUGGAAGACCAAGACCGGGAGAAUAAGAAAAGGAUAAAGACACGUAUCAGCGAAGCUGCAACGGGUAUAAUGGGUGCCAUGUCGUCUCGGCUAGCGUACAUCACAGGCUCUAACAACAUCUCCAGGACAACACAGGAAGAGAUAGCAGUGCGUUCGAACCUAGACGCCCUAAUCGCCCGCAGUCCGUCCGACGAGUUCAUAUUCUCCGUGCCUCGCGACCCGCUGCUCUCCCCGUACUGGGCAGACGACAAGUUACUGUGCAGGUUCCCACCCUGCAGGAUACUGACGGUGCACUUGGACCCGUGCCUGGACGACUGCGUGAUGUUCGCCAAGAAGCUCAAGCGGCUCGGCAACGUGGUCGGCAUCGACGUGCUCGAGGGACUGCCGCAUGGCUUCCUUAACUUUGCUUUAAUGGCCAGAGAAGCGAACGAGGGUUCCAAGCUCUGCGUGGAGCGGAUAAAGCAACUGCUAGGCCUGGAGAGCGCGCCACCCGACCGCCGCUGAUGACGCUGCUGCGGCACCUGCCUUGACACGGUGUAGUGCCCGCCUAAUACAUCAUUUCUUCUUCUUCGUGUUAGGGGCUAUAUAAGGCUCCAAAGCCUAUGUAUCACUGCGACCAUCCCUGAUCUAUUGUGAUCGCCACCUACUACAACUCUCGAUCCAAACCUGCAACUUCAAACAGCUGCAGGAUCUCGUCGAGAGACUUUAACUCCUCCAGGCGCAAUAUGUGUCCGCCCAGGAUUAAGUCACGAGUACGCAUUAGGCAAGGGCACUCUGUGAGGAUGUGCAAGGGCGUCUCCUUUGCCUCCAUACAGAGUCUGCACCGCCCCAUGUCACGUUUCCCCAUAGUGUGAACAUCAUUUACUACACGUAGAUGGAGUAUGUAACCUUUUCGACGCCGUGUCAAACAAAAGCUGUCACUCGGACGGCACGUCACCGAAGUGUUAAAACUUAAAUUGAACUUUAUGUAUAUGCACGUAGGUGUGUUGCUCUGUGGUCUCUGACGGAUCAGUCUUUGGCGUUGGACCUGCGGUGCCGAUAUAUCAGUCAUUGGCGUCCAAAAGGUUAAGACGAGAUAACCCGACCAGCUGGGGUGUAUACUAAUUUAAUUGGAAGACGCGAGCGCUCAUUUCAGUUGCGUCCACUUUUAAAAGCAAGUGUCAAUCGCAUCAACGUUGCCGGUACUUGUAGUCUUUAUACGUAAAAUCUUCGGGCAGCACCAGGGAAGGGAGUCGGCAUUCACAAUAUUUCCCCUCUGCCGAAGGACAUGCUCAACUGAGCAUGCACACAACUAGCGCGGUGCGUGUAGUGACUCGUACGUACACAAAAGGAGAUCGAGGUGUGCAAGAUUUGUUUUUGACGUGUGUCAUUUUCUAUGUAUUUGUGUCGUUAUUACGGAUUGGAUUUUGUACGUAGUGAGUGAGAAGUGCGACUGUGUGCACGUUUCCCCCCGCAAAAAAUGGCAGAACGAUUUGUACGGUAAGAUAUCGCUUGGGCUCCUUCCUUCCGACGUGUCGGAAGCCGGUGUUGCGCGAAAGAUAAAAUUGAGUCCUGUAUUCGUGUAAAUUAACAAGA